AUCACUUUCUGAAAUGAGUAACAGAAAACGUGCCACUACUAUUAAAACCGAAGAGGUUCUAAAUGUUGAACGUGAAAGAAGGAACAAAUUGAAGCAAAUGUUCACUCACCUCACUACCACUGUCCCUACUCUCCACCCCAAUGCUACACAGGAAGUGAUUGUGAACGAAACAAUCCAGUACAUUAAGGAACUUGAGGAAAAGAAGAAAAUUUUGGAGGAGAUGAAGGAAUCAAAAUCAAAGAAACAUGUUGAAAGGGGUUUUAAUUUGUUGGUUCCCUGUCGUAAUAGGAAUCCCAAUUGCUCUGUUACGGUUACUGGUUCAAGCAAUGUGGCUUUCUUUGGGAUUGAAUCUGUGGCUAAACCUGGGUUGAUUACUGUUAUUUUGAAGGUGUUCUUGAAGAAUGAAGCUGAGGUUUUAGCUGCUAAUGUUUCUGUUAAUGAUGGGAAUUUGAUCUUGGCAAUCACUGCUUUGGUUCAAAAUGGUGCUGUUAUUGAGAAGAUUAAGAGAGAGAUUAUGAGUUUGUAGGUUCAAUUGAUGAAUAAUUGGUUUGUUUUUCUUUGGGAUUUAAAGGUUGAUUAUAAUUAAUCAUUGUGAUUGAUGUUAAGACCAUGGUGACAUGGUACAUAUAUUGGUGGUAUACAUGUAUGCAUAUUGAUUUAUUUUUUUUUUCCUUCAAAAAAAAUGUAUGCAUAUUGAUAGUUAUGAGCAAAGAAAUUAAUUGGUGUUGAAAUGAUUUUUA
Medicago truncatula (barrel medic) is the source of this 740-nucleotide messenger RNA. RefSeq lists its product as uncharacterized. Lineage: Eukaryota; Viridiplantae; Streptophyta; Magnoliopsida; Fabales; Fabaceae. Gene Ontology annotation, molecular function: DNA-binding transcription factor activity; protein dimerization activity. Gene Ontology annotation, biological process: endosperm development; regulation of DNA-templated transcription. The transcript has 2 exons. Bases 14 to 526 code for a protein of 170 amino acids. The record is from RefSeq and is a predicted model, not a curated record.